AAGCAGAGAUGAAGACUGUGAUCAAAAGGACUCUUUACUGUGCUCUGCUGCUGGCACUCCUGGGUUCGCCAGGAUUCGGUGCAUCCAUGCAGAUCUCCUGGACCGGCAGGGUGACCGCUGGCUCCCGCACCACCUUCACUUGCUCUUCGUCCUGUUUUCCAAACUGCGUCUACAGCUGGAACUUUAAUGGCAGGACGGUCAAUGGGAGCUCAUUAUCCUGGACGCCAAAUGGACAGGAUGUUUCAGUGGAACUGCAGUGCAUCGUCUACAAUAACAAAACAGGAAUCACCAGAAGUACAACCACCAUCGUAGAGAUUUGGAACCCGGUCUCUGUGCGGAUCAGUCCUCCAAACAUCGUCCCAUCUCUCAACCAGCCUCUCAGUUUGCGUUGCCAGGAUUCUGCAUCCAGAGGCCACCAGGACCCAUCAGACAUUGUCUGGUAUAAAGACGGACAGGAAGUGACUCUGCGUGAAAAUAUGAGGUUCCUUCAAAACAAUCUCACUCUUCACUUUGACUCCCUGCUCUCCUCUGAUGCCGGUUUCUAUCAGUGUGACAUUUAUCUGCCAACAUCCAAGACGAGAGUUUACAGCCUGGGAUUUCUGCUCAGCUUUGAUCCGUGGAACGUCACCAUCAGCGGGCCUGACGUUGUGCUUCCUGGCAGGUUGAGUCAGUUCACCUGUCUGACCAGCUGCACCAUAAAUGUUGAAUGCAGUAUUAGGUGGGAGUUCAGAGGAGGUUUUCCUGUAGGAACCCACUUUUCAGUCAACACAAAUCGCCUCAAGUGGACUCCCUCCAAUCCUGGGACGUUUCAGAACUUCACAUGUAUCGCAGAGAACAAAGCCGCAGGACGCUCAGCCGAAUACACAAAGAUGGUGGAAGUUAAAGGUGUUCCAGUUUCUGGAUCAGAGGUUCAGUUCAGUGAACUUUCACUGCUGGUUUUCUGUUUCUUUUUGAUUCACACAACUGUUACCUGGAUUUAAGUUUUAAAUUAUAUCUUUUUGUGCUAUUUAUUUGUAACAUUUCCUGUUUGUCUGUUUUACUGUUAUUACACUUGAUUACACAAAGCUGCUAAACAAAACAAAAUGUAACAAUCAGGUUAAACCUUAAAUAACUUAAUUACCUUAAUUUAAUUGUUGAGUUUUUGUUAGU
This is a messenger RNA of Poecilia latipinna (sailfin molly), 1149 nucleotides long. RefSeq names its product carcinoembryonic antigen-related cell adhesion molecule 20-like. The record is from RefSeq and is a predicted model, not a curated record. Lineage: Eukaryota; Metazoa; Chordata; Actinopteri; Cyprinodontiformes; Poeciliidae. Bases 9 to 980 code for a protein of 323 amino acids. The transcript is spliced from 5 exons.